Molecule: messenger RNA, 846 nt
Organism: Sander lucioperca (pikeperch)
Lineage: Eukaryota; Metazoa; Chordata; Actinopteri; Perciformes; Percidae
Exons: 3
Coding region: 135-677 (180 amino acids)
Source: RefSeq, a predicted model, not a curated record
AAAAGAGGGGGCUGUCUCCACAGCGACUGAGUCGAGCUGUUUGAGUCACAUGGCCCUGGGUUUCUAUUGAAACCAGUUAGAAGAGGCUUGAAGCUCAGCCUUUAGUCCAUGUUUUGGAAACCAAUGGCAGCAACAUGAGCGAAGCCCAACAGGACGGCGCAAUGACGGCAGACAGCCUCCAUCUGAACAGGACGGCAGCUUUGGGACUACAUGACCAGGACAUGAACACAGCUCUGUUUGAGUUCAAAGUGUUUAACAUUGUCAUCAUUGCCCUGGCCUUGUGCAUCCUCACUAUCACCGGCCUGUACUGCAUCACUGUCUGCUACAACCGCACCAGGCAGUCAAAGAGAGCCCACGUGUAUGAGAGUGCAGUGACCCAAGGCGAGCCGGCGGACCCUGUGGCGGUCAAAGCAGUGAAGAGGUCCACCAGCUUCAUCAACCCUCUCGCCUUCUUCAGGAAACCAGAGGCAGCAAAGGACAACUCCAGGAUCUACUACAUCUACAGUAACCCUCUGCCUGUAGGACUGAAGGAGGAAGAGGAGGAGGGGGGGACUAAAGCCCCUCAGAGACCAGUAGAGCAAACUGCACUGAAGCUGCCGUUGUCAUUUCAAGAGUACGCCAAUGAUCCCAACAGUGGCGUCACUCUGGACCCUCCGAUUUUUUACAUGCAGCUUUAAUAGGUGGUGAAGAGUUCUGCUGUGGGAGUGGGAGGGAGAAGUUGUCUGAAUGCUACGAGGCGGGCAGAGACACCGGAAUCUGAAAGGUCUGAGGUCCUUUGACCCCUGCAGCUGUGUCUGUCAAAAGUUAUGUCACCAUGUACAUGUCAUUAAAAGGGCACUCCACUGA